CUCGGUCUCGUCACCGACAAGGCUUGCCGUUGAGGGCCUAUAAAUUGGACCAAACCCCCAUCGAGCUCCUCACAAUUUCUUCAACAAGCCUCUUCAAAUUUUCUCUUCUUCAAUCGCCCGAUCUCUCGCUGUUUAUCCCGAUCCCUCUUUCAAGAUGCAAAUCUUCGUGAAAACUCUUACUGGCAAGACUAUCACCCUUGAGGUUGAGAGUUCAGACACAAUCGACAAUGUAAAGGCCAAGAUCCAAGACAAGGAGGGGAUUCCCCCAGACCAGCAAAGGCUCAUCUUUGCUGGCAAGCAGCUCGAGGAUGGGCGCACCUUGGCUGAUUACAACAUCCAGAAGGAAUCGACCCUGCACUUGGUUCUUCGCCUCAGGGGUGGCAUGCAGAUCUUUGUGAAGACCCUUACUGGCAAGACCAUUACUCUCGAGGUUGAAAGCUCAGACACGGUUGACAAUGUAAAGGCCAAGAUUCAAGACAAGGAGGGAAUCCCCCCAGACCAGCAGAGGCUCAUCUUUGCCGGCAAGCAGCUCGAGGAUGGACGCACCUUGGCUGAUUAUAACAUCCAGAAGGAAUCGACCCUGCACUUGGUGCUUCGUCUGAGAGGUGGCAUGCAAAUCUUUGUGAAGACCCUCACCGGCAAGACCAUCACCCUCGAGGUUGAAAGCUCAGACACAAUUGACAAUGUUAAGGCCAAGAUUCAGGAUAAGGAAUGAAUCCCCCCGGACCAGCAGAGGCUCAUCUUUGCUGGGAAGCAGCUCGAGGAUGGACGCACCUUGGCUGAUUAUAACAUCCAGAAGGAGUCCACACUCCAUUUGGUGCUUCGUCUGAGAGGUGGCAUGCAGAUCUUUGUGAAGACCCUCACUGGCAAGACCAUUACUCUUGAGGUGGAGAGUUCAGACACCGUCGACAACGUGAAGGCGAAGAUCCAGGAUAAGGAGGGCAUCCCGCCGGACCAGCAGAGGCUGAUCUUCGCUGGGAAGCAACUCGAAGACGGGAGGACUCUGGCUGACUAUAACAUUCAGAAAGAGUCGACCCUGCACUUGGUCCUCCGUCUCCGCGGUGGUUUCUGAAUGCAAAUCUUCGUGAAAACUCUCACUGGCAAGACCAUCACCCUUGAGGUGGAGAGUUCAGACACAAUUGACAAUGUAAAGGCCAAGAUCCAAGAUAAGGAAGGAAUUCCCCCAGACCAGCAAAGGCUCAUCUUUGCUGGCAAGCAGCUUGAGGAUGGGCGCACCCUGGCUGAUUACAACAUCCAGAAGGAGUCGACCCUGCACUUGGUUCUUCGCCUUAGGGGUGGCAUGCAGAUCUUUGUGAAGACCCUCACUGGCAAGACCAUUACACUUGAGGUUGAAAGCUCAGACACAAUUGACAAUGUUAAAGCCAAGAUUCAAGACAAGGAGGGAAUCCCCCCAGACCAGCAGAGGCUCAUCUUUGCUGGGAAGCAGCUUGAGGAUGGACGCACUUUGGCUGAUUAUAACAUCCAGAAGGAAUCCACACUCCACUUGGUGCUUCGGCUGAGAGGUGGGAUGCAGAUCUUUGUGAAGACCCUCACUGGCAAGACCAUUACUCUUGAGGUCGAGAGUUCUGAUACCAUUGACAAUGUGAAGGCCAAAAUCCAGGACAAAGAAGGGAUCCCCCCAGACCAGCAGCGGUUGAUCUUUGCUGGCAAGCAACUCGAGGAUGGCCGGACGCUUGCAGACUACAACAUCCAAAAGGAAUCCACCCUUCACUUGGUUCUCCGUCUGAGAGGAGGAAUGCAAAUCUUUGUCAAGACUCUUACUGGGAAAACAAUCACUUUGGAAGUCGAGAGCUCUGACACCAUCGAUAAUGUCAAAGCGAAAAUUCAGGACAAGGAAGGCAUUCCCCCAGAUCAGCAGAGGCUUAUUUUUGCUGGGAAGCAGCUAGAAGAUGGCAGGACUCUGGCAGAUUAUAACAUCCAGAAAGAAUCGACUCUUCACUUGGUUCUGCGUCUUAGGGGAGGCAUGCAGAUUUUUGUAAAGACCCUUACUGGCAAGACUAUCACCUUGGAGGUGGAGAGCUCUGACACGAUCGAUAAUGUCAAAGCAAAGAUACAGGACAAGGAAGGAAUUCCGCCAGACCAACAGCGGUUGAUUUUCGCAGGGAAGCAACUCGAGGAUGGCAGGACACUGGCUGAUUACAACAUUCAAAAGGAGUCGACCCUCCAUCUUGUCCUUCGUCUGCGUGGUGGGAUGCAGAUCUUUGUCAAGACUCUGACCGGAAAGACCAUCACUUUGGAGGUGGAGAGUUCAGACACCAUUGAUAACGUGAAGGCGAAGAUCCAGGAUAAGGAGGGCAUCCCGCCGGACCAGCAGAGGCUGAUUUUCGCCGGGAAGCAACUUGAAGACGGGAGGACUCUGGCUGACUAUAACAUCCAGAAAGAGUCGACCCUGCAUCUGGUCCUCCGUCUCCGUGGUGGUUUCUGAGUUUUCAUGCAAGCAAAGGGUUUUUCAUAAAGUCUUGAGUAUUUCUUGUCUAUUAGGUUGGUUUGCUAUUUUAAAGUUAUGAUGUCUUUGAAUGGAUUGCUUUGGAAUAUAAUUUGACUCUUUAGUGCGAUGACCUAUUUA
Messenger RNA from Eucalyptus grandis, 2587 nucleotides. Its product is annotated as polyubiquitin. Gene Ontology annotation, biological process: protein ubiquitination; modification-dependent protein catabolic process. The transcript has 4 exons. The record is from RefSeq and is a predicted model, not a curated record. Lineage: Eukaryota; Viridiplantae; Streptophyta; Magnoliopsida; Myrtales; Myrtaceae. Gene Ontology annotation, molecular function: ubiquitin protein ligase binding; protein tag activity. Gene Ontology annotation, cellular component: nucleus; cytoplasm.